Molecule: messenger RNA, 786 nt
Organism: Paramecium pentaurelia
Lineage: Eukaryota; Ciliophora; Oligohymenophorea; Peniculida; Parameciidae
Source: the annotation of a GenBank genome assembly
AUGUCUUACGAAAGUGAAGAUUAUAAUUUUCAAAAUGAUAGGAAUAAUUAUGAAAUUGAUGGUUUUAAUUAUCUACUAACUUCAUUAAAUAGUAUAAAUGAAGAAAAUGUUUAAAAAUAAGAUGAAUAAAAUAUAAAAAUAGAAAUUUAUAAAAUACCAUAAAUUUCUGAAUAAUAAGUCUAAAACAAUGAUAUAGAUUGGAAUUUAUAGGAUGAAUAUAUAAUAUCUGAUUAAAAUUAAUCUCCUAGAAAUUCUGUAAACAAGAAUAGUGAUAAUGAUUAUUCUAGUUAGGAUGAUUAUUAUUCUAUAUAGGAAGAUAAAAAAUAAAAAAUAGAGAAGCCUUAAAUAACUACAGAGAAAAUAAGAAUCACUAAAUAAAAGAAGAGUUCUAAUAAUAUCAUAAUAGUUGAAUAAAAAAAAAAGAAAUAACAAAAUUAAUAAGUAGAAACAAAAAACUUACCUAAUUAUUUUGGUAGACACAUUUUAAAAAGAAUAUAAAGUAAAUUACAAGAUGAAUAAAAUUCAAUUACAAAAUCUGAAUUGAAAAAUAAGCUUGAUAAAUAUAAUAGAAAAAAAUUUUAAUUUACACUUAAUUCAUUAAGAAACCUUUUAGAUGAGUCAUAUUGCAGAGAAGAAGCAAUCAAAUAUUUAACAAGUUUUGAUUUUUUGGAUGACUUACUGUAAUCAGAUAAACAACAAGACAUAAAACCAUAAAUAAAAUAUGUCAAAAGAAUGUAUGAAGGAUGUCUUGACAGAGAAAAAUUAUUAUAAUGGAAAGAUUCUUGA